Molecule: messenger RNA, 1757 nt
Organism: Opisthocomus hoazin
Lineage: Eukaryota; Metazoa; Chordata; Aves; Opisthocomiformes; Opisthocomidae
Source: RefSeq, a predicted model, not a curated record
AUGAUAUUAAAUAAGAUUUUAGAGAUCGGGGUCUCCAGAGAGGACGUGUGUCCCUUCUGGCACAGGCGCAAGCUACGAGCGCUGUUCCAGCAUUGGGAGGGUUGCUAUGGGAAACACAUGCUGCAAGGAGCAUCUGCUCCCUGCCAGUCCGCCUCUGUCCUGGCGUGUUCACCUGCGCUCUCUGGGGGCUUAGACAGGCCGUCCCUGCUGACACUGGGGGACAGUUACCGUACCUUUCCUAUGCACCGUGCUUUUCUCCACCGGGAGUUCAAUUCUGAUUACUUGCGCUACAGCAGAACCUGGCCCCAGAUACGAAGCGUAUCCAUCCUGCGCCAGGCGCUGCCCAGCCAGAGCAGAAACAGCGAGCACGACGACAUGAAGAGGCGUAAUUUGCUAGUUGGCACGGAGUUUUUCAUCAGUAUGUCUGAAACCAUUAAAUAUAAUGACGACGAUCACAAAACUGUGUUCCUGAAAACAUUAAAUGAACAACGUUUGGAAGGAGAAUUUUGUGACAUAGCUAUCGUGGUUGAAGAUGUUAAAUUCAGAGCACAUAGGUGCGUGCUUGCUGCCUGCAGUACCUACUUCAAAAAGCUUUUCAAAAAACUGGAAGUAGAUAGUUCAUCAGUAAUAGAAAUAGAUUUUCUUCGUUCUGAUAUUUUUGAGGAAGUUCUCAAUUACAUGUACACUGCAAAGAUUUCUGUUAAGAAAGAGGACGUAAAUUUGAUGAUGUCGUCAGGCCAGAUUCUUGGUAUUCGGUUUCUGGAUAAACUCUGCUCUCAAAAACGUGAUGUGUCUAGUCCUGAGGAAAACACACAGUCCAAGAGCAAGUACUGUCUAAAAAUAAACCGUCCCAUGGGGGAACCUAAUGAUACCCAAGAUGAUGAGGUGGAAGAAAUUGGAGAUCAUGAUGACAGUCCAUCAGAUGUGACGGUGGAAGGAACUCCCCCGAGUCAGGAAGAUGGAAAAUCACCUACCACUACCCUCAGAGUGCAGGAGGCCAUUCUGAAAGAGCUGGGAAGCGAAGAGGUUCGCAAAGUAAACUGCUAUGGCCAGGAAGUAGAGCCUAUGGAAACCACCGAAUCAAAAGAUUUAGGAUCUCAGACCCCUCAGGCUUUGACAUUUAACGAUGGCAUAAGUGAAGUAAAAGACGAACAGACACCAGGCUGGACCACAGCUGCUGGGGAUAUGAAGUUUGAGUAUUUGCUUUACGGUCACAGGGAACACAUUGUAUGUCAGGCUUGUGGUAAGACCUUUUCUGAUGAAGCGCGAUUGAGAAAACAUGAAAAGCUACACACCGCUGACAGACCGUUUGUUUGUGAAAUGUGUACAAAGGGCUUUACCACGCAAGCUCAUUUGAAAGAGCACCUGAAAAUACACACAGGUUACAAGCCUUACAGUUGCGAGGUAUGUGGAAAGUCUUUUAUUCGUGCGCCGGAUCUAAAAAAGCAUGAAAGAGUUCACAGUAAUGAGAGGCCAUUUGCAUGCCAUAUGUGUGAUAAAGCUUUCAAGCACAAGUCCCACCUCAAAGACCAUGAAAGAAGACACCGAGGAGAGAAACCUUUCGUCUGCAGUUCCUGCACUAAAGCAUUUGCUAAAGCAUCUGAUCUAAAAAGACACGAGAACAAUAUGCACAGCGAAAGAAAACAAGUUACUGCAGCCAAUUCCAUCCAGAGUGAAACAGAACAGUUACAGGCAGCAGCUAUGGCUGCUGAAGCAGAGCAGCAAUUAGAAACUAUAGCUUGUAGUUAAAAACUAAA